Condylura cristata (star-nosed mole) is the source of this 2258-nucleotide messenger RNA. It is a transcript of the gene LTV1, whose product is annotated as LTV1 ribosome biogenesis factor. Gene Ontology annotation, biological process: ribosomal small subunit export from nucleus; ribosomal small subunit biogenesis. Bases 134 to 1549 code for a protein of 471 amino acids. Gene Ontology annotation, cellular component: nucleus; cytosol; preribosome, small subunit precursor. NCBI's taxonomy places the organism in Eukaryota, Metazoa, Chordata, Mammalia, Eulipotyphla, Talpidae. The record is from RefSeq and is a predicted model, not a curated record. The transcript is spliced from 11 exons.
UGCACGUGCGGCUAGGCCGAAAGACGCGGCUGCGAGCUGGUUUUGGAGUCGCCAGGGACGUAGCUUGUCGCGUCUUUGGGUCUCAGAGUGCAGUCGCUGCUUUUCUUUGGGGUGACCGCCGCGCGGCUGUAGCAUGCCUCACAGAAAGAAAAAGCCCUUUAUUGAAAAGAAGAAAGCUGUGUCCUUUCAUCUGGUCCAUCGGAGUCAGCGUGAUCCUUUAGCAGCAGAUGAGACUGCUCCCCAAAGGGUUCUGUUGCCUACACAAAAGGUAAAUGAGGAAGAAAGGCGAGCAGAGCAGAGGAAGUAUGGUGUGUUCUUUGAUGAUGAUUAUGACUACCUGCAGCACCUGAGAGAACCAUCUGGGCCUUCAGAGCUUAUCCCAAGUACCUCCAGUGCAUCCAGCAAGAGAGAUGAAAAAGAAGAAACUUUAAUAAUUCCAAGUACUGGGAUUAAGUUGCCUUCAUCAGUGUUUGCAUCAGAGUUUGAGGAAGAUGUUGGAUUAUUAAAUAAAGCAGCUCCUGUCUCAGGACCUCGAUUGGAUUUUGAUCCUGACAUUGUUGCAGCUCUUGAUGAUGAUUUUGACUUUGACAAUCCAGAUAAUCUGCUUGAAGAUGAUUUUAUUCUUCAGGCCAAUAAGCCAGCAGAAGAGGAAGAGGAAAUGGAGAUACAGAAAUCUGAAGCUGAAGAUGGCAACGAGUGGGAAGACGUGGAUGAUGAGAAUGAGGGCGAUAGUGAUGAUGACUCUGCAGGCUCGUUAUCAGAUGAUAGAUCGGCCCCGGGAAAGUGUCUUGGGGUUACAGAAAAUCACUUGUUCUGGGAAGAGGAGACUAAAAGUCGCUUUACUGAGUAUUCUAUGACCUCCUCAGUCAUGAGGAGAAAUGAACAAUUAACCCUACAUGAUGAGAGAUUUGAGAAGUUUUAUGAGCAAUAUGAUGACGAUGAAAUUGGAGCUCUGGAUAAUGCUGAAUUGGAAGGUUCCAUUCAAGUAGACAGCAAUCGCUUAGAAGAAGUUUUGAAUGACUACUAUAAAGAGAAGAACGAGAAUUGUGUGAAGUUAAAUACUCUUGAGCCCUUUGAGGAUCAGGAGCCACCAAUGAAUGAACUUGAUGGGUCUGAGGAGGAAGAGAUUGUUACUGUAGUUCUUGAAGAGUCCAAAGAGAAGUGGGACUGUGAGUCCAUUUGUAGUACAUACUCAAACUUAUAUAACCAUCCACAACUCAUCAAAUAUCAACCAAAACCCAAACAAAUCCAGUUAUCUUCUAAAACAGGAAUACCUCUUAAUGUCUUACCUAAGAAAGGACUGACAGCAAAGCAAGUGGAACGGAUGCAGAUGAUCAAUGACAGUGAUCUGCCUAAGGUAUCUACCCAACCACGUCCUAAAAAUGAAAGCAAAGAAGAUAAAAGAGCAAGGAAGCAAGCUAUAAAGGAAGAGCGCAAGGAACGGAGAGUGGAGAAGAAAGCUAACAAAUUAGCCUUCAAACUGGAGAAAAGUAGGCAGGAAAAGGAGCUGUUGAACUUGAAGAAGAAUGUUGAGGGCCUAAAGCUAUGACAGUGGGACACUAGGGUGAGGCACAUUCCCGCUAGGGGCUCCUCAGUAAUCACGGUAAUGAAUGAGGGUCUUCAGAGAGACACGGUUGUUUGAUCUGCCAUUUUUUACUGGCAGAUGUUGAAAAGAAAGUAGUACAGUAUUUUUAUUUAUAGCAGUAAGUUUUCUCUGCUGUCUUGUAAAUAUUCAAUAUUUUAAAAUUUAAUUUUAUAAGCUUAGAUUUGCUGCUCUGUAAUAAGUGAUUUCAUGAAUAUGAAAUGUUUGGACACAUUAAAGGAAAAUAUCUUCAUAACCUAAAUGGAAUUGGUUUGUCUUUUAUUUAUAUGGUUGUCCCAGUUGUUUUCUGCAGAUGUUCUCAAAUAUUUCUUGGAAGUCUCUCCACUCCUUUUCAGGAAUUAAGUGACUUAAUUUGCUAUAUGAAGAAAAGUGGCACUCAUUUAAACUCAAUUUUGAAAUGCUGAGUGCUAAGAAGAGUUUUCCUGAGAAGUUUCCACUUGUAGGAAACUAAAUUUCCCCUUGCUCUGCACAGAGCUUUUUCAAAAUGAUGCUAGAACUGAAUAUUAAAGUUGUUGGGACUUGGUCACUGGAAGACUUACUUGUGGGAUUAAGAAACAGUGAAGGCAGGAAACAGAAGACAUAAUCAAGAAAAUUUCUUUGGCUCAGUUGUUAACUGGCUCAAAAUCAGAAAUAUUCAGUUUAAGCUAGAAAGCUU